UUGUGAUACAAUUUAUCUUUAGCUUGAUUCACUCAUAAAUUAAUAAACAAAAUUUUCUAGUAUGACUUCUACUCGAUUAAUUUUUUGUAAAUUUACAAAAAUGUUUUUACUAAAAGAAUUUUUGAAUUUAAAUUAUGGGCAGUUGGCAAAAAGUUCAAAUAUUUUGUCUAAAUUGAAAAACAAAUUUUUGGGUACAGAAGUAUUUAGUGAUAAAAAAAUCGGGUGGUUGAAUAGUUUUAUGGCCAGUGAUAAUUUUAAAAUUGAAAGCAGAGAAUUUUUAAUUUUUGAUUCGGAAAUUGAAAAUGCGGGUGGAGUAAAAAAUUUGGACUAUUCUGUGAAAGCGGAACUUGAAGAAAUUCCUCAAUAUAUUUUGAGACAAAAAUGGGGCAUUAAUUUAUUGGAGCUCAAUAAUGUAAACCCGAAGCCUGAUAAUAUGAACAUACCCAUGAAAAAUGAAUUAACUGAUGCGGAAAAUAUUUCAAAUCAUCCCCUAGCAAGUGAGGAAAUUUCUCUACAAUUAGAAGAGUCUCCGCUUAAAAUCAUUCCAACUCAAGAUAUUUUGAGUGCAGAUACGUCGCAGAAAAAAGAAAAUAAACAGCGAGUUGAAGAACGAGAUGAAUUAUCAGCAUGGCAAGAAGUGUUUACUAGAACAGUCCAACAUAUAAGAGACAUAACUGAGACCGUUUCGAAAAUGAGCAAGGAAAAGAACGAACCCAAAGUUAAGUUUUCAAUUUUACCAGAGCCGCCUGACCCAAAAGCUGACGUCGCGAUCCUCAGAUCUGCCGAUGACCUCAAGAGACUGACGGCUUUGAGAAAUAUUCUGGAGUCAGAAAAUUUUAUUUACCAACACGCCCCUCAAACUCGGAUCCUUGUCCACGAAUUCGUCGGCGAUCCAAUCAAAGAAGCGAAUUCUCGAGCCAUAAAAUUGGAGGAAAAGGGGUCGAAAAGCGAGGGAGGAAAUGGAAGUUUAUGAUCAUUUGGCCUCAGAAAAAUAGUUUGCGGAAGAAGGAAGUCGCGAACGAGUGCACAAAACACUAGGACACUAAGAGGGUGAUGAUCGUCGAUGCGUAACCGCCAUCAAACUAUUUUAUCCGGAUGUCGAAUCAACCGAGCGCAGUGUCGUUGGCGCCAUUAACCUUAAGAACUUUAUUAUUUAUCUCUUCCAUCACACCCAGCCAAAUAAAAGCCAAGAGACCCAAACACCAAUAACUCAUCGCAGCUUUGCCCCAACAAUAAUAAAAAAAAAAUAAAAAAAAUGAACUAGAAUAAAGCAGUAAUUUGAAACUCGGCAAAUUAAAUUCUAAAUUGUACAUCUAAUAGACUUUCAAGUAAAGCAAAUUAAAUAAAAUAAAAUAAACCAAA
Microplitis mediator is the source of this 1362-nucleotide messenger RNA. RefSeq lists its product as uncharacterized. Lineage: Eukaryota; Metazoa; Arthropoda; Insecta; Hymenoptera; Braconidae. The record is from RefSeq and is a predicted model, not a curated record. The transcript is spliced from 3 exons. Bases 62 to 973 code for a protein of 303 amino acids.